CGCUAAUGUAAGUAGACAGUCAAAUAAAAAAUGAUUCGUGUCUUAAUUAUUUUUUUAUUUAUUACAACCGCUUUUGCUACAAAAUUUAAACCCGGACAUUGCCCUAAUGUCACUGCAAUUUCAGUCGAUCUUACAAAAGCGUUUGGAACUUGGUACGAGUACAGUCGCAGUCGUGACAGAUCGAAUAAAUUAGAAAAAUGUAGUUAUCUACAACUUAAUAAACCUGAAGCAUGCUCAUCAAUUACAGUUUAUAAUAGCAUUUCUAAAGAAAUUAAUGAACCUCUAACAAUGGUAACUAAUUUUACUGUAUUCGAUGGAAAGCUCGACAUCACUUACAAUUUACCAGUAGUUGGGAAAAUGGUAAGAGAAUUGACUAUCCUUAAUAUAGAUUACAAUGACUACGUAGUAGGAUGGCUAUGUACAAACGUAGGAAGUAACCAUACCGAGAGUGUUUGGGUGCUUACACGAGAAGCGAAUCCUUCAAAAAAUUACAACGACUUAGCGAAAUGUGCGCUUAAGUCCUACGGGCUGAAGAUGCCGAAGAUGGUCAGGAUGGAUCAGAAAUAUUGUCCUUACUCGUGUCAGUACCUUUAAUUCUUCGGGCAUAAAAACUUUUUCAUCAUUUAAUAUUUUGUGUGUAUAUGAAUUAAUUAAGAAAUGAUUUAUAAAAAAAAAAAACUUUUUCAGUUUUUUUCCUUAUACAUACUGCGACCUAGACCACGAAAUGCCGAUUAAAAUGAGUACCCACACUACAGGUUAAUAAAUAUUUAUUAAGUAAGUUAAGCACAUUAAUAAUUUUUUAAUCAAUUAAUCAAUUAAUGCCUUUUCUAUAAUAUAGUCAUGUGGGUACUCAUUUAACUCGUAAUUUUGUCCAUAACAAAAAUUUGUAUUUAAUUAUUAAAAAAAAAAUUUCGGCUCCUUAUUUUUCUCAAAAAACUUACCAGUGACAAAUUUUUUAAUUAUUUUUGUUUACAAUGAGAGUAAGCGAUAAUAGUUACCGUAAAAAUGAUAGGAAAUAUUUUUAUAGAAAAUUUAAUUUCCAAUAAAAUUGUCCUUAUACUUUUUAAUGUAAAUUUAAAAUUUUGUCGGUUUUAAUCGAAAUUUAGGCCACAAAAUUUUGAGUGACCUUAAAAAAAUGUUCAUACGUAUAUAUAUAUUUAUUUAUUUGAACAAGUGAAUAAAAAUCAAAUAUACCGCAAAUAUAUAAAAAAAAAAAAAUCAAAUUAACAAUCAGUCGAAAUAAAAAUGUCGUGGGUCAUAGUUAUUUUUUUGUUAAUCGCGAGUACUUUUGCUGAGCUUUUCAAACCUGGGCCCUGUCCUAAAAUAACUGUCGAUAAAAUUGAUUUGGACAGAGUGUCUGGUAUUUGGUACGAGCACAAACGCAGUAUCAAUAAUUGGGACGAUUCCGAUGAAUGUGGUAAAAUAACUUGGAAUAAACCUGAGGCAGGCGUGUCGAUUAUUAUUUACAAUAGUUUAUCAAAAAUUCUUAAUGUUACGUCGACGAUGACCGUUGAAAGUAAAUCGACUGAACAAGGCUUCAUUUACCAUUUGCCGAUUGUUGGAAAUAUGUAUCACGAUCAUUAUAUUCUUGGUACCGAUUAUGACAAUUAUGGGGUAGUAUGGUUGUGUGAAAACUACGAACUAGAAUCUAUGCACAUUGAAAAGUUCUGGGUUUUCACACGGGAGCCAGAUUUUUGGAUAGAUAUCGAAGAUUCGAUAAAAGCGGCAUUCGAUAGUCAUAGACUCGAGAAGUCGAAAAUGGUGACAAUGAAUAACCAAGAGUGUUCUCAGAAGUGGGACGAUUAUUUAGAAGAUUAACUGUGCGACCUAGUUCAUGAAAUAUCGAGUAAAAUGAGUACUCACACUCUAUAUCAAUAAAUACCUCUAGUGUAAGAAAACUCUAUUAAUAAUAUAUUAAUCAAUUAAUGACCAUCUCAUAAGAUAUGCUUAGGGGUACUCUAUUAACUCGUCAAUCCUUCACCUAGACAAAUAUGUACCUCAUUAUUCAAUAAAAAUAUUUUUAUUUAAAGAAUCGUGUUGCAAACAAUUAAUUAAUUAUUUUCAAAAAUUUUUUUUUUCUCAUUUUUUUAGCAAAUAAAUACUGUGACCUAGAUCACAAAAUGCCGAUUAAAAUGAGUACCCACACUAUAAUUAAAUAAAUAUUUAUUGAGUCAGUUAAGUACAUUAAUAAUAUAUUAAUCAAUUAAUGACCAUCUCAUAAAAUAUGCUUGAGGGUACUCUAUUAACUCGUCAAUCCAUCACCUAGAC
Microplitis mediator is the source of this 2268-nucleotide messenger RNA. RefSeq names its product lopap-like. Lineage: Eukaryota; Metazoa; Arthropoda; Insecta; Hymenoptera; Braconidae. Gene Ontology annotation, molecular function: pigment binding. The transcript is spliced from 7 exons. The record is from RefSeq and is a predicted model, not a curated record. Bases 1246 to 1818 code for a protein of 190 amino acids.